CAAAAAACCCAGCUCCGUCAUCAUGAGUGGCAGCCCCAACGCCACCACCACUUGCGCUGCGCCGUGGGCUACCGCUCCGCCGGCGCCCCAGAGCGAGUUGAGUUUAAUGCUGGCCUUGGUGAACCUGGUAACUCACCUGCCCUUCACUGACCUGCCGGUCCUUCGAGACUACCAGCUGGGCCCACUGCGGCAGGAGUACGACUACGUCAUCGUGGGCGGCGGCUCUGCGGGCUCCGUGAUCGCCAACCGGCUCUCCGCGAAUGCGAGCGUCACGGUGCUGCUUCUAGAAGCCGGAGGACUGGAGACGCCCUCGCGACAGGUCCCGGCUGCCGCGCCGUUCAACCUCAGGGGUCACGACGAUUGGGACUACUGGACCGUGCCGCAAAGGAACGCCGCGUUCGCUUAUCGCGACCAGCGGCUGUCCCUCUCCCGCGGCAAGGUGCUCGGCGGCAGCAGCGUCCUGAACUUCAUGGUUUUUACCCGCGGAAACCCGAAAGACUACGACCGGUGGGCCAGCAAGUACGGCGCCAAGGGCUGGUCGUACGAGGACGUCUUGCCACACUUCAAAGACAUCGAAGACUAUCGCGUGGGGACGCCAGACCAGUACCAUGGAACAGGCGGCGAAGUACCAGUGAAUUACGCCAAUACCAGCACGCGCCUCAGUCAGCUUCUUGUGGAGGCGUGCACGCAGUCGAGUUACCCCUACGUUGACUUCAAUGGCGCCACGCAGUCAGGCUGCUCUCGCAUGCAGACGAAUGUGGCGGACGGCGAGCGCUACAGCGCCAGCAAAGCUUUCAUACGGCCCAUCGUCGGGGCACGCAAGAACCUGCACGUGGCACUAUUCAGCCAGGUCACAAAGGUGAACUUCAAAGGGAAGCGCGCCAUGGGCGUGUCGUUCACGAGGUACGGGCAGAAGCAGAACGUAUCGGCAAGGCGAGAGGUCAUCCUAUCUGCAGGAACCGUUGGCUCCACUCAGCUGUUACUUCUUUCCGGCGUGGGACCCAAAGAGCAGCUGGAGAGGCUGAAGAUUCCCGUGGUCGCCGACCUUCCGGUGGGACGCAACCUGCAGGACCACCCAGCUAUCAUGUUGGGGUUUCCCAUCAGUACAGACGUGGAUGCCGGCAUUGAACCCUUCAGCCUGGACGAUAUAGCGCAGUACGCGAGCAACAGAACCGGUACGAUAUCCAUACCCACAAGCUGCGAGUUUGUGCAGUUCUUGCACACCAACUAUUCGACGGAUCCCGACGUCCCGGACGUCGAAAUUGCGCCGAUUUCUACCUCCCCAUCAAGUCAACUACUCAAGGAUUCAAUGGCAGAACUCGGCCUACUGCCAGAGGCUUUCGACGGCCUUAUUGGACCCAUAAACGGUCGGCCCGGCUUUCGAGUGGUGUCGAUUCUGAACCGGCCAAAAUCCCGAGGCUCCAUUUCCUUGCGCUCAGCAGAUCCCAACGACUACCCAGAUAUAGACCCAAACAUCCUCGAGCACCCUGACGACCUCAUGGCGGUAGCUCAAGGCACAAAAACUUUCAUCGACCGGGUGCUGAAUACGGAUGCUAUGAGAAGCAUCGGUGCCAAGCCGUGGAACGUCACGUUUCCUCCGUGUGCCGGGGCAGGAGCACGGUGGAGUCGGCAGUACAUCGAGUGCGUCUUCCGGCACGGCGCUCAAACGGUGUGGCAUCUCUGCUGCACCGUGGCCAUGGGAACGCACCCGGAGGCAGUGCUUGACGAACGUCUCCGGGUCCGAGGCGGCUUGACUGGCUUGCGCGUGGCUGACGCUUCAGUGAUGCCCGACAUCAUAACCGGUCACACAAACGCACCAAGCAUGAUGAUCGGCAGCAAGGCGGCAGCGAUUAUCAUAGAGGACCACAUGGGACAGUGGACUCUCAGGAGCGGUAAAAAACGACCGGCCUACUGCGACGAGACGAGCUCGUGUUCUGCCACGGACAAACACGGCGCAAACAUGGAUCUGAACGCUACAGCGCCCGCCCCGUGGAGUAGCGUCCCGGCGGCCCAGCCCGCGCUAGGCCUGCUGUUCGGCAUCGUCAAUGUGCUGGCGCACACACCCUUCACGGACCUUCCCGUUAUCGGCGACUACGAGCUGGGAGAGCUCCGGCAGCACUACGACUACGUAAUCGUCGGCGGUGGUUCCGCGGGCUGCGUCAUCGCCAACCGGCUCUCUGCGGAUCCCAGCGUCACGGUGCUCCUCCUGGAAGCCGGAGGACUCGAGGAAGCCUCUCGGCAAAUCCCGGCUUUCGCGCCGUUCAACCUUAGAGGUCGCGACGAUUGGGACUACUGGAGCGUGCCGCAGAAGCACGCUGCCUUCUCCUUGCGGAACCAGCGACUCGCACAUUCACGUGGCAAGGUGCUCGGUGGAAGCAGCGUGCUGAACUUCAUGAUGUACACGCGGGGGAACCCUGAUGACUACGACCGCUGGGCCUUCGAGUACGGAGCAAAAGGGUGGUCGUACGAAGACGUGCUGCCGCACUUCAAAGACAUCGAAGACUACCGUGUGGGUCCAGUGGACGAGUGUCAUGGCGCUGGAGGCGAGAUACCGGUGGACUAUGCCAACACCAGCACACCUCUCACCCACCUCCUUAUGGAGGCGUGCCGAGAGGCUGGCUACGCUCACGUGGAAUACAACGGCCCUACGCAAUCAGGCUGCUCCCGACUGCAGAGCAACGUGGCGAACGGCGAGCGCUUCAGCGCCAGCAAGGCCUUCAUCCAGCCCAUCGUCAGAGCGCGGAAGAACCUGCAUGUGGCGCUCCUCAGCCACGUGACUAAGGUGAACUUCGACGGAAAGCGUGCCGUGGGCGUGACGUUCAUUAGGCUUGGCCGGCCGCGAAGCGUGACCGCCACGCGAGAGGUGAUCCUCUCGGCAGGAACCGUGGGAUCCACUCAGCUUUUGCUGCUUUCCGGAGUUGGGCCCAGAGAAGACCUGGAACGGUUACAGAUCCCGGUAGUUGCCGAUCUCCCAGUCGGCCGCAACCUCCAAGACCACCCAGCGCUCUUUCCUGGCGUUCCGAUUAGCACCGACGCGGAGGUUGGCAUACCACCUUUAAGCUUUGACGACAUUCAGCAGUACGCCCUCAACCGAACUGGCACGAUAUCCAUACCGGUGAGCAACGAGUUCCUGCAGUUCCUGCAGACCGAAUACGCCGAGCAUCCCGAUGUCCCGGACGUCGAGGUGGCGACCUUUAGCACGUCACCGGCCACCCAGUUGUUCAGGGCGCUGGCGGCGGAGCUGGGACUGGUGCCGGAGGCUUUUGACGGCAUAAUUGGGCCCAUUGACGGUCAGCAUGGCUUUCGAGCAGUAACAAUACUCAACCGGCCAAGGUCACGUGGCUCCAUCUCACUGCGCUCCAAGAACCCAUUCGACCACCCAAACAUCGACCCAAACAUGAUGGAGCACCCGUCCGAUGCGAAGGCGCUUGCUCGAGGAACGAAGAUGUUCAUCGACCGGGUAUUGAGCACGGACGCCAUGAAGAGUAUCGGCGCCAAGCCGUGGGGAGUGACCUUCCAGCCGUGCGCGGACGCGGGACCCCUGUGGAGCCAGGAGUACAUCGAGUGCCUUUCCCGACACACCGCAAUAGCAGUUUGGCAUCUUUGUUGCACCGCAGCCAUGGGCUCUCAUCCUGAGGCUGUCUUGGACGAACGCCUCAGGGUCCGAGGCAACGUGACGGGCCUGCGAGUGGCUGACGCCUCCGUGAUGCCCGACAUAAUAACCGGUCACACAAACGCGCCAAGCAUGAUGAUUGGCAGCAAAGCAGCAUCUAUGAUCAUAGAAGACAACGGAGGAGCUCAGUGA
This is a messenger RNA of Dermacentor andersoni, 3805 nucleotides long. RefSeq lists its product as uncharacterized. The record is from RefSeq and is a predicted model, not a curated record. Lineage: Eukaryota; Metazoa; Arthropoda; Arachnida; Ixodida; Ixodidae. Gene Ontology annotation, molecular function: flavin adenine dinucleotide binding; oxidoreductase activity, acting on CH-OH group of donors.